AUGGACGCCCGAAAGAAGAAGAGGAAGGUCCUUUUGAUGGGUAAAAGUGGCUCGGGGAAGUCCUCCAUGCGCUCCAUCAUUUUCAGCAACUAUGUGGCCAAAGAUGUGCGACGCCUGGGCGCUACAAUUGACGUUGAACAUAGCCAUGUCAAGUUCAUGGGCAACCUCACACUGAACCUUUGGGACUGCGGGGGCCAAGAUGCCUUCAUGGAAACCUAUCUUGCCUCGCAACGCGGCAACAUCUUCUCCGACGUGGCAGUCAUGAUCUACGUCUUCGACAUUGAAUCCCGUGAAGUCGACCGGGAUCUAGAUACGUACAACGCGAUCAUCGAAGCGCUGCGCGAGAACAGCCCGAACGCCUAUGUCUUCUGCCUCGUCCACAAAAUGGACCUCAUCCAGGCCGAGCACCGCCAGCGCAUCUACGAAGAACGCUCUGCCCUAAUCCGCAGCCGCUCCGAGCACUUCCGUGUCGACACCUUCGGCAGCAGCAUCUGGGACCAGUCGCUGUACAAAGCCUGGGCCGGCAUCGUGCACAAGCUUAUCCCAAAUUUGACCGUCAUCGAGCGCUUCCUCUCCGCCUUCGCCAAGAAGAUCGAUGCAGAGGAGGUCAUCCUGUUCGAGCGCUCGACGUUCUUAACCGUGACCUCGGUGACGUCUGAGGUCGGCGAGCUCAACCCCAUCUACGACCGCCAUGAGCGCUUGUCGAAUAUCAUGAAGGCGUUUAAGCACUGCGCCGCGCGCAAUACCUUGACCACGCCUGCCUCGGCCGGCUUCGUCGUCAUGCAUACCAAGACCCCCCAGUUCAAUAUCUUCCUUGGCAGGUUCACCGAUAACACGUAUAUCUUUGUCGUCGUGCCGCCCGGCGAAGCGGCGUAUAACUGCGCCGUGCUGAAUACCAUGCUCGCGAGAGAGGGCUUCUCCAAAUCCGCUGCGGCAGGCCGCACUGAUGGCUUUCCGCUCCCGCCGCAAGAUAACCAAGAAGACGGUGCGGGCUGA
Messenger RNA from Penicillium chermesinum, 996 nucleotides. RefSeq names its product Rag GTPase GTR1. Gene Ontology annotation, biological process: positive regulation of TOR signaling; cellular response to starvation; regulation of autophagy. The record is from RefSeq and is a predicted model, not a curated record. Gene Ontology annotation, cellular component: fungal-type vacuole membrane; nucleus; Gtr1-Gtr2 GTPase complex. The coding region runs from base 1 to 996 and encodes 331 amino acids. The transcript is spliced from 3 exons. Gene Ontology annotation, molecular function: GTPase activity; GTP binding. Lineage: Eukaryota; Fungi; Ascomycota; Eurotiomycetes; Eurotiales; Aspergillaceae.